Molecule: messenger RNA, 4292 nt
Organism: Nerophis ophidion (straightnose pipefish)
Lineage: Eukaryota; Metazoa; Chordata; Actinopteri; Syngnathiformes; Syngnathidae
Gene: odf3l2a
Product: outer dense fiber of sperm tails 3-like 2a
Exons: 5
Coding region: 483-1256 (257 amino acids)
Cellular component (GO): cytoskeleton
Source: RefSeq, a predicted model, not a curated record
AUUAAAGUACUCCAGUAAAGAGUGACGAGAAAAUAAUAACAACAAUAUUAAAGUAGUCCAGUAAAGAGUGACGAGAAAAACAAUUACUCACCAUUCCAAAGUUAGCGUUAGCAUGUUAGCAUGUGGUCGCCGUCUGUAACAGAAGACGAGAGGACGUUCUUUCAUUUUUAAUGGCGUGUGCACUGAGACGCGGUUAGUCACAGACAACACCAGCAACCAAACACGACACACAUUGUUCACCAGUAACUUCAUUUUUAAGAAAGUGGUCGCAAAGUCUCCGCAAAGUUCAACGCCUUAGCGUUGAUAAUUGUGUCUUUUUCCUUCUUUCUUUUGCCGUCCUUAAGUGACCUUUUGAGGUAAGCUCGGACGAGAUUGUGUUACUUCCCGCCUACUUUGUGCUCGUGUGUUAUUUAUGACUGGGGGCGGGGGAGACGCACGAAAACGGGAGUGACAGAAGAAAAGAGGAAGAAAGUCGGAGGAUCAUGGAGGAGGUGGUCGCCAAGAGACGGCCAAUAAUCUCAGCCAAGGAGAGAGGACCGGGUCCGGGACGCUACGCGCUACCGCCGACCGUGGGCUACAUCAACCAUGACGUCACCAAGCCCAGCAGCCCCGCCUACACCUUCCACAGCCGCUUGAGCAGCGCCAUGGUCUCUGUGGAUUCCAGUCCGGGACCAAGGUACCACGUUGGCGCCAAUGUGACGCGAUUUGGCAGAAUGGACACGCCCUCCUACUCCAUGUUGGGGCGGGGCAGGCGCAUUAGCUCAAAAGGUAAUGACUUCCAGACUCCGGGGCCGGGGGCUUACAGCCCUGAGAGGGCUCCGCCUAUAAACGCUCAACGAAAACCGCCGGCUUACACGAUCGGCGCUCGGACACGAUAUCGCUCUGUGGAUGCAGUACCAGCACCCAACAGCUACAUGCUUCCCAACCUACUGGGCAGUCAGGUUCCCCACAAGGCGUCGGGCGUCAGCCACAGCAUGUCGGCACGCAGGAAGGUGGGCGCCCCCUCCGAGGACCUGGCCAAGACCCCCGGGCCGAGCAAAUACAAAAUCCCCAACCCGGACGUCUACCUCCAGCGGCAGCCCUCCUUCUCCAUGCAGAGCAGGACUAAAAGACCCACUUACUCCAUGGCCACGCCGGGCCCGGGGUCCUACAGCCCAGAGAGAUCCAACGGGCUUUUUCGCAAGGCACCCUCCUUCACCAUGGGCGUCAGGCACUCCGAGUUCGUCAUGCCGCUCGUCUUGGAAAUUAUCGACUGACUGUGAGUGUGUGAUUGCAAAAAAAGUGUGUGAGAAACCGUACUAUGCAUAUCAUGCUAAAGUUGUUUCUAUAUAUUUCCUAAAAAUGAGACACUACACGAUUUUGUGGCCACACGUGCUACGUAGCACAAACAUUAACGUUAAAGGCCUACUGAAAUGAGAUUUUCUUAUUCAAACGGGGAUAGCAGGUCCAUUCUAUGUGUCAUACUUGAUUAUUUGGCGAUAUUGCCAUAUUUUUGCUGAAAGGAUUUAGUAGAGAACAUCGACGAUAAAGUUCGCAACUUUUGGUCGCUAAUAAAAAAGCCUUGCCUGUACCGGAAGUAGCAGACGAUGUGUGCGUGACGUCACAGGUUGUAGGGCUCCUCACACCCUCACACUGUUUAUAAUCAUGGCCACCAGCAGCAAGAGCGAUUCAGAACGAGGAGCGAGGAUGAAAGAUUAGUGGAUGAGGAAAGUGAGAGUGAAGCACUAGAAGAAAAAAAAGGCAACGGCAGUGGGAGCGAUUCAGAUGUUAUUAGACACAUUUACUAGGAUAAUUCUGGAAAACCUCUUAUCUGCUUAUUGUGUUACUAGUGUUUUAGUGAGAUUAUAAAGUCAUACCUGACAGUCGGAGGGCUGCGUUGACCGCCAGUGUCUCUGAGGGAAGCCAUAGAGGAGCCAAGAAAGUCGCAGCUGCCUCUUUGACAGCUGCAAAAUAAAGCAAGCUUUGCGCACGUCUCCGUUAAGAGCCGACUUAUUACCACAAUUUCCUCACCGAAACCUGCCGGUUGACAUGUGGAAGAGAAACAUGUUCGCUUGACCGCUCUGUUCCAUAUUAAAUCUUCACAACAAACAAAGAAACACCGGCUGUGUUUAUGUUGCUAAAGGCAGCUGCAAUACACCGCCUUCCACCAACAGCAUUCUUCUUUGACGUCUCCAUUAUUAAUUGAACAAAUUGCAAAUGAUUCAGCAACACAGAUGUCCAAAAUACUGUGUAAUUAUGCGAUUAAAUCGGACGACUUUUAGCCGUGAGUGGUGCUGGGAUAAAAUGUCCGCUCCAACCAAUAACGUCACAAACACGCGUCAACAUCAAUCCGCGACGUUUUCAACAGGACGCUUGGCGGGAAAUUUAAAAUUGCAAUUUAGUAAACUAAACCGAUUGUAUUGGCAUGUGUUGCAAUGUUUAUAUUUCAUCAUUGAUACACAAACUAUCAAGUAAUAGUGGGUUUCAGUAGGCCUUUAAUUACCCCAGUCCGCGCCUUUUUUUAAGGUUAUUAGAUACAUUCACGAAAAAUGCAAAGUCAUGCUAACGCUGUUUGUGCUACAUGAGUUUACAAACAGCAUCACUCGCCACAAACGUCUUUAGCCUCGAUUGAAUCUCCAGGAGUGUUGAUUCCUGAUGUUUUUAACAAAAUAAACUAAGUCCAUCCAACGUUGUGAUAUGAUAUGUUUGAAAAGGUUUGGCCUGACUUUUGUCACGUUAAACUGUCGACUUCCGAAAAGCAAGUCCUUCAACCAGCCUGCGAUUUUAAUCUUCAACAUAGUUCGUAUGAGGUCUUGUCCUUAUUACUAGCACACCUAUUAACGCGAUUAACACAUGUCAAGUCACGCUUUUUUUACAUUUCCCAAAAUAUACUAACAUCAUAACAUUUAUUAAAUGUUGAAAAUCCAUUUUGGUCGGGCUAAUGCUAGUAGCGUAACAACCAGGAAGUAGCCGCUAACUAACAAACAAACUAUGACUGAGGUGUCACUGUGCGUCAAACCUAAUACAUUUUUAAACGUUAUAUUUGAAAAUUUUAACGCAUACAUUAUGUAAUGACAUUCAAAAGUUGUGAAAUCAUGCUAACUGUUAUGAUCCGAUGGCCGGCUCAUUCCAUAUUCGUGUUUUGUUCAAUUUUUGUAUCAUAUUCUGUUGUUUGACGUCCUUAGUUCCUGUUUUAGUCUGUUUCCAUAGCAACGUAUUAUUUUCACCUGCCGUGGUUUCCAGACGCACACCUGUUUUGCUAAUCACCAUCCUUAUAUAAGCCAGCCCUUUCUGUUCAUUCAUUCUCGGAUUCUAAUUUGCUUUCACGCAACAGAUGACGACUUGCUUUCCAUGGCUAUACUCGCUAGGUCUCGCGCUGCGUUUUUGUUUAUUCCUAGCUCUCAUGCUAAUUGUUUUGUUUUCCCUUUUCGUGCCUGUGUGCAAAGUGUUAGUGUGUCUGUUUAUUUCCCUAGCUCCCAUGCUAGCUCCUUUUUUUUUUGCCUUUUCUUCUUAGCUCCAGUGUUUUUGUUGUAGCCUGUUUUAUUAGUUUAAUAAAUACUUAUUUCUUACCUUAUGCUCUUUUCUUGCUCGACGCAUCGUCGGAAGAAUGCCACGAAAGUUUUAUGCUAACGUUUUUUUCGUAGCAUACAUUACCGAACACGAUUUUCCAAGAUACAUUAGGCCUAAGUAUUACCACAGACACGUACGGCCCGCCACAUUUACGUUAUUGUAUAAGUUUCCAAAAAUAUUUAUGUUUACAAACAAUUUAAUGUUAAAUUAAUUUUAAAAAUCUGUCAACCUUUCAACCGGGAAGUAGCCACUAACUAACAAACAGAUGGACAAACACAAAAAUACAAAUACUUUUUUUGGUUCACUUUUCGUUAACUUAAGCUGUUUGUUUACAUGCUUUUUUUUUCUCUCUCUUUGUUAUUUGGGGUUAUUGGACCCUACAUAUUAACGUUUUAUUCAGCACUUUCUUUUGCUACUUCAAGGCUUGAAUGUUUGAUUCAUUCAUCAUUGUUAUUUUAUUUUCAAAUGCAUUAAUAGCCUGUGGAAAAAGUUUAUUUUGAUAUUUACCUCAGAAGGCUGCAGAUGGAAAAGAGGCAUUCAAUUUGUAUUUACAUUUUAUUUGAUAUGCCAUUGAUAUUUUUUAAUUAUUAUUAUUUGAAACUCGAUUUUGCAUGUCACUAUAAAGUUAUAUAAGCCUUGCUUGUUCAAUAUUAAGUGCAAAACCUGUUUGGGUCCCUAUUAAAAGGUUAAUUUGUUCAACCUUGGCCCGCGGCUUUGUUCAGUUUUAAAAUUUUGGCCCACUC